Messenger RNA from Xenia sp. Carnegie-2017, 999 nucleotides. RefSeq names its product coadhesin-like. The transcript is spliced from 6 exons. The coding region runs from base 202 to 819 and encodes 205 amino acids. The record is from RefSeq and is a predicted model, not a curated record. NCBI's taxonomy places the organism in Eukaryota, Metazoa, Cnidaria, Anthozoa, Malacalcyonacea, Xeniidae.
GGACCUAUCGGUGUUGGUGAUGGAAGAAUAUCUGAUGACAGAAUUAGUGCUUCAUCGUCCUAUGAUGAUUUCUCUCGAGGGUUUCGUGGUCGACUCAAUAUUCCAUACCAGCCUCCAUUAAAAUCAGGAUGGUGCGCUAGAGAUAAUGAUCAAGGACAAUUUCUAGAGAUUGAUUUAGGAAGAAAAAGUGAUCUACGAGCAAUGGCAACACAGGGACGAGGUCGUGAGGCUUUUAAUCAUUGGGUCAAAGAAUAUUAUGUAAGUUAUCGUGAAGGAGAAUCUGGAUUAUGGAUACCUUUCAUAAAAUCAGGAGAAACUCAAGCACUGAUGUUUACUGGUAACUCAGAUCCGUUUACCGUCGUCUACCAUGCCUUCAAUCGCUCCAUUCAGGCGAGAUACUUCAGAUUCCAUCCGGUUGAAUGGAAUGUUCAAAUCUGUAUGCGAGUCGAACUUUAUGGAUGUUUAGUUUUAACAGGUGAGGAAGACAUAGUAAUCGACGAUGAUGAUUUGCUGAUUAUUUUUAUUGUUUUGUUGGUAAUUUCUGCCAUAUUCACUAUUCUUGUAUUGGUUCUAUUGUUGACCAUGAGAAAGUUGUUGAAACGUAUGGAAAGGAAAUUAAUAGAAUCAAGAACGGGUUUAUCGUUACGGGACAGUGUAGACGGGAAAAAAUCAAGCUACGAAAAACCUGUUUACACAACCAUCAUAAAAUCUAAGCAAAAAUCAUCUGAGAGAAAAUCGACCAACACCAAUGAUUCUAACUCUCCAAGGAUGAAAGAACAAGGAACACAACGAAAUAAAAUUGAAACAUUGGAUCUUUAAAUUUUUUAAGAGCAAUUUUUAUACGGAUAUCAUAUUACUUCAACAGGUAAUUCAUUAAUAACAGUUAUUACUAUUGAAAUUCAGUUGAAGCAAGUGACUAGCUGUAACUAUAUUGUAAACAACUAUGGAAAAUUAUACGUAGUACAUUGACAUUGAAAAUCCAAAUGAUCAUAAAGAAAA